Molecule: messenger RNA, 4744 nt
Organism: Centropristis striata (black sea bass)
Lineage: Eukaryota; Metazoa; Chordata; Actinopteri; Perciformes; Serranidae
Gene: iffo1a
Product: intermediate filament family orphan 1a
Exons: 9
Coding region: 659-2611 (650 amino acids)
Source: RefSeq, a predicted model, not a curated record
GUUUUAGCCCAGGUGCGCCUCUACUCUGAUCAUUACGGUAGCUGAGACAGACUUCACGGUGCUCCGCUGCUACAGUCAGUACGGUAUGUGAACGCCGCAGUCUGUGUUUAUCCUGCUGCACCGCUGCUCGACUCUCUGCUCCUCAGGCUUAUUUCACCUUAUUAUCUGGAUCCAAACUUAGUGUUUUUCAGGUACAAUUCUUAAUUUUUUAUUACAGCUGCAAAGAACUAAGAACUAAGGCGUAGAAUAAACAUUUGUGUGACGCAGCUGUGAUCUCUGGAUCAUAAUUUAGUCCUGCGUAAAAGUAAACUCGGUAAUUUUAUUUUGCUGCAGCGUCCAGCUGUGUCUGCGAGUUUAGACGCAUAUUGUUGUGCUUUAUAUUGCAUUUAAUCCCCAUAUCGUAUCACCAUAGCUUUGCUGUAAUAUUCUUGUUGGAGUUUGUUGUUUCGCUGCGAUUUUAGGCCCCUAACGCGUCCUUUUAAACCCGCAUCAUCAGACCCACAGCUCCUCUGCAUAAAGGUGAUCAUCGGGUGAAACCAGGAGGAGGAGAAGGAGGAGGAGGAUUCAAAAACAAGGCAGCUGGGCCUGAAUACGGUUCGGGGCUAUAAUAAGAAUACCACAAUUAUUUGUCGAGUUGAUUAUAUAGAAGUCUGGGUUCAUGCCGGAUUUCGAGCACUUCAGAUUUUCCUAUUCCAGCAUGAAUCCGGUCCUGGGGGAGAGUGGCUUCCUGGCCCCGCAGCAGCAGCACCACCAGAUGACGGGCCAGAGCGACUCCGCCGUCCCGGAGCCUGGCUACUUCUUGGGGGACCACGGGUUCGGGCCUGAUGGGCUGUCGGGGCUGGACCUGGGCGCCCUUCCGCCCUCAGGCCUCGCCUACCUGCACCUGAGCGCCCCGCUGCACCGUGUGCCCCCUGCGGCCACGGCGCUGCGCAACGACCUGGGCUCCAACAUCAGCGUCCUGAAGACCCUGAACCUGCGCUUCCGCUGCUUUUUGGCCAAAGUGCAUGAGCUGGAGCGCAGGAACAAGGUGCUGGAGAAGCAGCUGCAGCAGGCUCUGGAGGACAACUGCGGAGGAGAUGGACACCAGAAGCCGCUGACUAAAGACAUGGGGGUCCAGACUGGAUUUAUUGGGCCUAUUCCAGCCAGACCGGGCCUGAUCCCGCUCCAUAACGCCAACAACUCGGCCUACCUGCCCGGCGGCCUCCUGUCUCCCACCCUGAACCCUCCUCCUCUGUUUGACAACAAAUACCUGCUGGGGACCAACCUCAACCCGAGCACACUCUCCACGGAUUCAAACUCCAACCUCACCACGACCGGUUUCUCCGUCAGCCCGGCCCUGAGUCCUACCGACCCGUCCAAAACCAUCACCAACAUCAACGAGAAAUACGCGUCUAACGCCGGGACCAACACCAACAACGGCCCCCCUCCUCCCCCGCGCUUCCUCCCCGGGACCAUCUGGUCCUUCAACCACACCCGCCGGUUCGGCUCCGGGAGGGAGUCCUGCCCCGGGGUCUCCUGGACGCACCCGGAUGGCGUUGGGGUCCAAAUCGACACCAUCACACCUGAGAUCAGAGCCCUGUACAACGUGCUGGCCAAGGUGAAGAGAGAAAGAGACGAGUACAAGAGGAGAUGGGAGGAAGAGUACACAGCCAGAAUGGAUCUGCAGGAGAAGGUGGCUGAACUGGAGGAGGACCUGCAGGAGAGCGAGGUGUGUCAGGAUGAGCUGGCUCUGAGGGUGAAGCAGCUGAAGGCGGAGCUUGUUCUUUUUAAAGGACUUGUCAGCAACAACCUGUCAGAUCUGGACAGUAAGAUCCAGGAGAAAGCCAUGAAGGUGGACAUGGACAUCUGUCGCCGCAUCGACAUCACCGCCCGCCUCUGUGACGUCGCCCAGCAGAGGAACUGUGAGGACAUGAUCCAGAUGUUUCAGGUGGCCACGCCCCCCUCCACUCUGAGCGGCCGGGCCAGAAAGCAGAGCGGGCAGUCGGCGAAGGGCGGGGACGGAGACGAACUGAGCAUGUCCGAGGGUGAGGGAGGCGGGGCUAAAGACGAGGAGUCGUGCAGCUCGUCGGCCAAUCAGAUCAACGAGCAGAUGCAGAGGAUGCUGAAUCAGCUGAGGGAGUGUGAGUUCGAGGAUGACUGUGACAGUCUGGCCUGGGAGGAAACAGAGGAGACUCUUCUGCUCUGGGAGGAUUUUCCUGGAUACAGUCUGGGAGUGGAAACACAAGGAGAGCUGCAGCAGGACGAGUCCAUUGAGGAGGUGAUUAAAGACACGGAGUCUCUUUUCAAAUCCAGAGAGAAGGAAUACCAGGACACCAUCGGACAGAUUGAGCUGGAACUGGCCACAGCCAAGAGUGACAUGAACCGCCACCUGCACGAGUACAUGGAGAUGUGUUCAAUGAAGAGAGGGCUGGACGUCCAGAUGGAGACGUGCAGGAGACUCAUCACACAGAGUGGAGACGGGAAGUCUCCCUCACUCAUCACGCUGACGGUGGACGACUCUGACGGCGAGGAGAAGAAGAAAGCAGCAGCUCUGCCUGCUGAGUCAGAGCCCAGCGAGUCUUACUGCGGCGCCAACGCCUCCAUCCCUCCUCUGACCUGGAGGAAACCCUAACACACACUCCACCACGCUGCUGCUACCCUGACCUAACCUCACAUCAGUCUGUUGUGUUGAUACGAGGACACACAUCUCAAAUUAGGUCUUUUUUUGUUUCCCUGCAGUUAAAAUUAUUUAAAAACCAGCAGAGGUAAAAUGUUUUAUCUUGAUCUUUAAGCUGCUUACUGGAUGCCGACCUGACAGCAGGUGAUUUAGGGAAAAAAGCUGAAUCAAAUCGGUUUCUGGCGCCAGAAAAGUUACAUCAGAAAACCAGAGUUUUGCAAAGCUCAGAUAGAAAACUAUAGAAAGAAUUAAGCUUGAUCAAAAAUCAAUAACUCUUCACUUUGUGUUUAAGUGCUGCCCUCCCGUGGUUAUCAGCUGUAACUGCACCUCAAUAAGUCAAAAACAACAAAACGGCACUUUGAAAGACAUUUCACUGAUUCUGUUUGUUGAUGAAAUGAAAAUGACGUUUUAUUUUGCUGUUUUUUUUAGUGUGGGAGACGAUUAUUUUUGCACAAUUUCCGUACUAAUGCCUUUCAGCUGCAGCUGCACAGAGACGUAAUGACGCACAAGAAAUAGUUUGCACACAACUGUUGGUUACAGUGGUAGAGAGUGAUCACGUGUAUGAACAGUUUUACUAUUUAUUUAUUAUAAUGAAAUGCUUGUUUUUAUUACUAAUAAUCCAGUCAUGUGCUGCAUCUUUAAAGAGUUUAACUCCUGAUUCGCCUGUUCACCAUUCUGACGGUAAAGUUUGACGAAAAAACAUUUAACAGAUCUCCAACUAUAAAAGCCGAACUUGCCUUAAACUGAAAUCCAACAUUUGAGGAAUUUGACACCUUCUCUAAUAAAAAAAAACAUUUUUUCAUAUAGAUGAGUGAAAGUUUGUUCACUAUAAACAUUUAAUAUUUUUGUGCAUUUAACCAAAAUUAAUUUAAAUAAAUAUAAAAGUAAAUAUUUGGGAAAUCCGCCUUAGAUUUCUGAAUUCAAACUCCUUUUUUGUGUGUUAAGGACAGAUGUAGGGCUGUAAUUAAUGAUUAUUUCCAAUAAUUUAAAAAAAGUCUUUUUAUAUAGAUGAUUUAUAAAUGAUUUAUCAAUCAUCAAACUGAUUGCAGAUUUAGUUUCUGCUCUUUUGAGCAGAUUUUCUUUCCUCUUAAAACAUAAAGGGAAGGUGUCAUAUUUAUACGCCAUCAAUCAGAAGCCGAGCUACAUGUUAGCAUCAAUGCUAACAGAGCUCUAUAUGUAAUGAAAUUAUUGCACAUUUCAUACAUUGCUGCUGCGAAGAUAACGGAUUUGUUUGAAAGAACUUGUCUGUGGUUUUGAGACGGUUGGCAACAACAGAAAUUAAAUUUAGUUUUUAUUUUACAAAACUAAAAAACCUAUUUUAAAAAUGUACAGUUUGUAAAGGCUAAAUAUUGUAUCUAAUGUAUAUAACGAGGCUGUGAAUAAUGCUAAACUAUGUGUAAAAUGUAUCAAUUUAUAUAUAGAUUUCUGUUAGUUUAAGCAUCGUUAUUACUAUCAACAUCUUAGUAGCACAGUACAGCCGGCAUCAGUACGACUUAAGAAAUGUCUCUAAAAGUGAAUUUAGGUUCCUGUGCAUGUUUGUGUACAUUUGUGGAGGAACGAAGCCAUUCUGCAGAAGCUGUGUUCAAAGUGUUGACUUUGUUUGUGCCAGUUUUCUGUCUCUGUUGACAUGAAUGUGUCUCCUCUUCAAUCACUGAAACAUCUCUCAUUAAAUGAAUGUCUGCUUAUUCAAUAACCUGCCAUGUUCACUACGAAAAAACAGAUCCAUUAAAGGAAUACUUUUAGUUUUAGUCCUGUACAUUUUCUUCUCUUAACACAUUUCUAAAAAAAUAAAACAAAAAAAAGCUUGUUUCCAUGUACUGAACUCUAAUUUUACACCAUCCACAGAAAGUGCUCAGAGAAGAAGUGGACUAAAAUGUCAAAUUAUUCCUUUAAUGUCAAAAGGAGAAACAAAGCAAAGCAACUGCAAGUGUACAAUAUAUUUAAAGCAAACUAGACGUCACUCACCUCAUCAAACUGUGUGCUUCAACUCAACUGUUGACUUCUAUAUUAUCAGAAUGUAAAUAGCAUCUGUAGAAAGAGCAGAAAACAGGAAUGAAUCAAGUGUGAACAGAGAGAAAACCACUUAAA